Messenger RNA from Fusarium pseudograminearum CS3096, 2190 nucleotides. RefSeq lists its product as uncharacterized. Gene Ontology annotation, biological process: regulation of DNA-templated transcription; DNA-templated transcription. The coding region runs from base 1 to 2190 and encodes 729 amino acids. NCBI's taxonomy places the organism in Eukaryota, Fungi, Ascomycota, Sordariomycetes, Hypocreales, Nectriaceae. The record is from RefSeq and is a predicted model, not a curated record. Gene Ontology annotation, molecular function: zinc ion binding; DNA-binding transcription factor activity, RNA polymerase II-specific; DNA binding. The transcript has 2 exons.
AUGGACCGACCAUCCUCACCUCAAGAUGAAAGCAGUCUCAAAAUCUGGAGCUGUGUAAUCUGUCGCCGUCGCAAGAUCCGCUGCGACAGAGUAGACCCCUGCUCCAAUUGCGUAAAGAACAAUAUCGAAUGCCACUUCCCCGUGACAGGCCGUAUCCCCCGUCGAAACCGUGGUCCUCCUACGGCCAAAACACCGGCGCAGAAGCAAUCCGAAUUGCUAAGUCGUCUGCGUCGCUUAGAGUCCGUCGUCACGGAGCUCGCGGCGCAGGUUGAGGACGAAAAUGGGGCCAGUAUCGGAGCAUCGCAUCAAAAGCAGAUAACAGUGGAUGCUUCUGCGACAGUCUCUUCCUGGGCUACGUCAUCUGCUGUUGCUGACUCGACCGAUGAAGGUGAAGAUUUCGGUCGUCUUGUCGUUGACAAAGACGGUGGACUACACGUUGGGAAUCGAUUCUGGUCUGUAUUCUGCUCCGAAGUUGACAAUAUCCUCCAAGCUGUUCACGACGUAGCCGACUACUCUGAUCCAUCAAACACCUCAAUCAUGACUGAACCAACUGCCAGCGGAAAUCCGUCGCCUCUCAGUCAUCUGGGCUUUGUCUUUGGAAGUGCAGACUUCUCAAAAGCUCUCGACGGUUUGAACCCCAUGCCUUCUCAGAUGCUGUUCAUCUGGCAGACCUACGUUGAGAAUGUAGAUCCCUUUAUCAAGAUCCUACACGUUCCAACCGUCGAGAAGAUCAUCAAAGACCUAAGAGGAAACUUUAGUUCUUGCGGAUCUGUCACAGAAGCCUUGUUGUUUGCCGUCUCGCUCGCUGCCAUCACAUCUCUGGACGAUGAGACGGUCGCUUACAACUUCAACACGCCCAAAGAACAGCUCCUACAACGAUACCAAUUCGGCACAGAACAAGCUCUUGCUCGCGUCAACUUUUUAUCAUCAAAGGAUAUCACCGUUCUGCAAGCUUUGGUUAUAUACCUAUCUCUGCUACCAAACAUCGGCGCUCAAGAUAAAGUAUUCCCAUUGACGGGGUUGGUCCUACGAUUGGCAAAAGGAGCGGGCCUCCAUCGAGAAGACGAAUUCGAUCAAUACAGUCAGCUCCAAAGGGAAAUCAGACGUCGCCUAUGGUGGCAGAUCUGCUUCGUCGACUCUGCCAGUCGACGGCCCGACGCUUCAGAUUUGUCCAUCACACCAGCAUCCUUUAGUACAGGGCUCCCAACGAACAUAAACGACAUUGAUCUAGACAGCUCAACAUCUCAAAUACCUGAUCCUAACCAAGGCUCAACUGGUGUGACUCUCUGUCUCAUCCGCUGUGAAUUAUGGUACCUUACACAAGCCAUACGAGCCGACAGGACAAACUCCCUUGAAACACAACUCGGCUUGUUCAACGCCCUGAAACAAAAGGUCGAAAACACGUACUUCCAGCACCUCCAGCCGAACAGGCCAUGGGACUCCUUCAUCAGAACAAUGGCAAAACUCUUCUUUGCCAAGGUUGAACUCGUCAUCCGGCGUAGACCAAGGGACCAGCCACCAACAGACGAACUGCUCCGCCCGUCCAUCGAAGUCAUUCGGUGCGUCCAGCUCCUCAAGUCGGAGUCUUCAUGGGAGAAAUGGCGCUGGCAGUUACAAGGACAGAUGCCGUGGCAUGCAAUGGGUGUGUUUCUGCGACAGGUAUCCCAUUAUUCCUGGACUCAAGAACUCGAAGAUGCAUGGAGUGCCACAGUAUCGUUGAAAGACUCAGCGACCAAGGACAUGAAGACUGGGUAUAUGUGGAAAUCUCUCAUGAAGCUUUACUCAGAAGCAGAAAAGCAUCGCGAAGAGGAACUCAAGCGUCAGGGCGACAAAGCUGAACGUGCAUCACAGCACGGCAACCAAGUCGACUCGGAUGUGCAGCAGAUGCUCGACAACGCAGCCAACGAGUCGUUUGACAUCCCAGUCAACCACCCUCUGAUCGACACAUCGACGUUUGAUUCAUCACUUCAUAUCUCUCCGCCAGACAGUGGCUCUUUAUCGGUGGAGCGACUGUCAACUGCGUUGGGUGCUGCAUCUGACGACCUACCUUCUUGGACGCAGUCUGGAGGUGGUAUGGAUCUUGGUCAAGGUGAUGCGUUUGGCAAUAUAGCUUCGAAUGUGGAUGGCGAUGGAGUGGAUUGGGAGGUUUUGAUGGAUCUAGAUGAUACUUGGAACUGGGAUCUCCUGUAG